Molecule: messenger RNA, 2269 nt
Organism: Pistacia vera
Lineage: Eukaryota; Viridiplantae; Streptophyta; Magnoliopsida; Sapindales; Anacardiaceae
Product: NADP-dependent malic enzyme-like
Exons: 19
Coding region: 282-2039 (585 amino acids)
Biological process (GO): malate metabolic process; pyruvate metabolic process
Cellular component (GO): chloroplast
Molecular function (GO): NAD binding; malate dehydrogenase (decarboxylating) (NADP+) activity; malate dehydrogenase (decarboxylating) (NAD+) activity
Source: RefSeq, a predicted model, not a curated record
UCUCGUUGAUUCAGUGAACCAAAUUUUACACGUGGGCAGUCCAUCUUAUUGCUCUUGACAUUGAUACGAAGCUUCAUUUUCAACUUUCCAUAACUAAAAUAGCUUAAGUUUCUUGCCUAGCUUGCUUAUAAAAGACGGGUUUCCCUCGUUUCAGUAAAACAUAACAACGCACUUUGUUUUAGGUGCUUUUGCUUUCUGGGUUUUUUUGGUUGCUUUAGCUUUGUGUUAGCUUUUUGCAGAACUUAGUGUUGUGUAGAGCAGAGAGAAGGGUUUGUGCUUUGAUGGAGAGUACAAUGACGAACGGUGUUGAUUUAGAUAACAAGGCUGCUAUUGGUGGUGGUGUUGAGGACGUGUAUGGUGAGGAUUUUGCCACUGAGGAUCAGCUUAUCACUCCCUGGACUGUCUCUGUUGCUAGUGGUUAUACUUUGUUGCGUGACCCACAUCACAACAAGGGGCUUGCUUUCUCUGCACAAGAGAGAGAUGCACAUUACUUGCGUGGUCUUCUGCCGCCAGCAGUCCUGUCUCAAGAGCUUCAGGAGAAAAAGUUGAUGCAUAACCUUCGGCAAUAUAAAGUUCCUUUACAGCGAUAUAUGGCCAUGAUGGAUCUUCAGGAGAGGAAUGAAAGACUUUUUUACAAGCUUCUCAUUGAUAAUGUUGAGGAACUGCUCCCAGUUGUGUACACUCCAACAGUUGGAGAGGCUUGCCAGAAAUAUGGAAGCAUUUUCAGGCGUCCUCAGGGUCUUUACAUCAGUUUGAAAGAGAAGGGGAAAAUUCUUGAAGUACUGAAAAACUGGCCAGAGAGAAGCAUUCAAGUUAUUGUCGUGACAGAUGGUGAGCGUAUUUUGGGGCUUGGGGAUCUUGGUUGCCAGGGAAUGGGAAUACCUGUAGGAAAACUUUCUUUGUAUACAGCACUUGGAGGACUACGUCCCUCAGCCUGCUUGCCCGUUACCAUUGAUGUUGGAACAAACAACGAGCAGUUAUUGAAUGAUGAGUUCUACAUUGGACUUAAGCAAAAGAGGGCAACUGGGCAGGAAUACGCAGAACUUCUACAAGAGUUUAUGACUGCAGUUAAGCAAAACUAUGGUGAGAAAGUCCUUAUACAGUUUGAAGAUUUUGCAAAUCACAAUGCAUUUGAGCUCUUGUCAAAAUACAGCUCAACCCACCUCGUUUUCAAUGACGAUAUACAGGGUACUGCAUCUGUGGUAUUAGCUGGGGUUAUUGCCGCUUUGAAAUUAAUUGGUGGAAGCCUUGCUGACCAAACUUUCCUGUUCUUGGGUGCUGGAGAGGCUGGAACUGGUAUAGCAGACCUUAUAGCUCUUGAAAUGUCAAAGCAGACAAAACUUCCAAUUGAAGAGACCCGUAAGAAGAUUUGGCUAGUGGAUUCAAAGGGACUGAUUGUUAGUUCUCGUAAGGAAUCACUACAACACUUCAAGAAGCCAUGGGCUCAUGAGCAUGAACCUGUUAAGGGAUUAUUAGAUGCUGUCAAGGCAAUUAAGCCAACAAUGUUGAUGGGAACAUCUGGAGUGGGAAAAACAUUCACAAAAGAGGUGAUUGAGGCCAUGGCAUCCUUCAAUGAGAAACCUGUUAUAUUUGCUCUAUCCAAUCCUACCUCACAGUCUGAGUGUACAGCUGAAGAAGCCUAUACAUGGAGUGAGGGCCGAGCAAUUUUUGCUAGUGGAAGCCCAUUUGACCCUGUUGAAUAUAAUGGGAAAGUUUUUCUGCCUGGCCAGGGAAACAAUGCUUACAUAUUCCCCGGACUUGGUUUGGGUUUGAUCAUCUCUGGUGCAAUUCGUGUGCAUGAUGAGAUGCUUUUAGCAGCCUCGGAAGCUUUGGCUGCACAAGUAACCCAGGAAAACUUCGAGAAGGGACUGAUAUAUCCACCAUUCUCCAAUAUCAGAAAGAUAUCAGCUCAUAUUGCUGCUAAAGUCGCUGCUAAGGCAUAUGAUCUUGGCCUGGCUUCUCGUCUUCCUCGACCAAAGGAUUUGGUUAGUUAUGCCGAGAGCUGCAUGUACAGCCCAGUCUACCGAAGCUAUCGUUAAACUCAGGAUAGAACUUUGCAUUUCCAGUUGCUACAUGACCCAACCCAGUCAUUUUUUUUGUUAUUUUCCUCUUUAAUUCCUUGAUGAUCAGAUUAUAUCUGGUCCUCUAUACGAGUGUAGUAGGUAAAAGUUCUUGGCAUUGCUAGGAACCUUUGUUUUAUUUUUGCAUGAUAAUUCUGUCAAAUUAUUAUUAUUAUUGAAGCAAAUAAAAUCUCAAUGAUUUCACCACA